AUGAAAAAUUUAGAAAGUUUUGAAAGCAAUGAAAAAGAUUUAAAGAAUAUCCUUAACAUGAGAACAGAUGAAUUAACUAAGAGUAAUAAGAAUUCCGAAAAAAUAAGAAAUGACAUUGAACAUCUUACGAAUAUCAAUAAUGAAUUAAAUCGUGAGAUGGAAAAUAAAAAUGCAUCUAUUGCUAAACUUUCUAYCGAAAUAAAAGAUCUAGUUGAAUUAGUAGAAUCGUAUAAAAGAGAAAAUAUGGAGUUGAUUGAGAAAUUAGAAAGAUUGAAAAUAAAUGAAACAAAUUUAAAUGUUAUGCUCAGUAAGAAAAUGGAUGAAUUUGUGGAGAAUAAUAAAUAUAUAGAAAAAAUGAAAACCGAGGCGGAACAUCUAGCGAAGGCUUGUAACAAACUGAAUUACGAAAUGGAAAAUAAAGAUGCACGCAUUUUAGAAGUUACCAAUCUGUUACAAAACAAAUCUGACAUGUUAGACGAAUAUAAAAUAAAAUUAGAAAGCAUUACACCGGAAUAUGAUGUUUUAAAGAAACAACUUAAAGAAGAAAAAUUAAGCGUACAUAGAUAUAAAUCAGAAUUGGAAAGUUUGAAAGUAAACAGUGAAACGCAUUUGGAAAAUUUGAAGGAAACAUUAAAUAUAAAAAUUACUAAAUAUGAAGAACUAAAUAAACAGUUUGCAGAUUUGAACAGUCAAAAUGUUAUUCUACGUACAGAAUUAGAUUCAUUGAGAAAACAAUAUACUGAAUUAGAGGAAAAAAAUACGAAAUUGUAA
This is a messenger RNA of Polistes canadensis, 771 nucleotides long. RefSeq names its product polyamine-modulated factor 1-binding protein 1-like. The transcript has a single exon. NCBI's taxonomy places the organism in Eukaryota, Metazoa, Arthropoda, Insecta, Hymenoptera, Vespidae. The record is from RefSeq and is a predicted model, not a curated record. Bases 1 to 771 code for a protein of 256 amino acids.